AUGUCGGAAAACCAGCCCACUCAGGGGGAAAGCGCUCAGCAGGAUGACCUGCAACUUGCCCUGGAAGCCCUGGAGAAGUUCGAGAUUGGGCUGAAGCAAGAAGACAUUAACAGAGGCAUCGACUGCGCCAGGGCCGCUGUCCAAUCGCUUUUGGAGAGAAAUGAAAAUCCCACGGACGCGCUCACUAUCCUUGGAGCUUGCCUGCAACGACGAUAUCAGACUACUACAGCCAAGAAUAUCGAGGACAUAAACGAAGCCGCCGAAGCUGGCAGAGCUGCCGUCGAGAGAGUGAUCAGGGGAGAGCACGAUCAUGGGCCGCAGGUCUACAUGCAUAAUCUACAGGCGAUUCUUAUGUUCCGGUUCCUGGAGAGCAAGGACACCGCGCAUCUUGAAGACGCCUUUGAGAUAAUCAGACAGCUUCUCAAUGUUGCACCCCAAAACGGCCCACUUCAUGCCCUCACGCUGAACAUGCUGUGCACUCUGUAUUCGUUUGGUUAUAAUGAGACGAAGAAUGAGAAAUAUCUGGAGGAGGCGGCGAUUGCGGCAGAACUGGCGGUCUCGAUUUCUCCAAGAAAACAUCCGUUUCGCGCAGAUAUGCUGGAGAUGCUCCUUGAUAUUAAGAGAAUAAUGUAUGCACGAGACGAUUCCCUCGAAAACCUCGACGAGACCAUCCGCGUCUGCAAAGAGAUACACGAGAUUCAUCCACCGGGACAUCCCAACCAUUUGGACUUGAUACACAGGCUCGCCGCGUCCUUCACCCUUCGCUAUAGGAGCACCGACAAUUUAGACGACCUGUGCAAGGUAAUCGAGUACUGCCAGGCUGCCUUGAAAAUUGCACCGAUAGACCUCAGUACGGGGGAAAGCUCCCCUGCUGAGGAGCGGUCUAUAGGCGCGCUGCAUACCCUCCGGCGACACAUCCAGAUCUACUUCGAGCGCACCGGCGACGUGCCCGAACUCGACGAGCAUGUCAUCGACAGCCUUUACCUUCAAAGCCUGGUUUCAGAUGAGGACGAGAAGGCCAUUGCGCAGCUGCGCAAGCUAGCCGAUGCCUUCCACAGGGUGUAUGAGAAAACAGGCCGAGUCGUCGACAUCGAGUACGCAAUCAUGGUCACGCUUCGCGCCAUGGCGCUAGUGAAUGACACCCACGGCGACUGGGAGGCUAUUCAGGAUAGUUAUAGAGCUCGGUAUCGACUCUGGUCCGACCAGACUGGCAAGAUGCCUGACCGUGAGAUUGUGGUCAUGGGAUUUGGGAAUGGAGGGAGUUGGAUUCCUGCUGAGCUGGCAGACGGGUUGGAAUUGAAAGUACCAUUUAUAAUUAAUGCUGGAGAGCUGGAGGAAGAGGCACAUCAGAUAAGCGACAAGGUCGAAGGGAGUGGCGAUCAUUGA
Aspergillus clavatus NRRL 1 is the source of this 1386-nucleotide messenger RNA. RefSeq lists its product as uncharacterized. The transcript has a single exon. The record is from RefSeq and is a predicted model, not a curated record. Bases 1 to 1386 code for a protein of 461 amino acids. Gene Ontology annotation, molecular function: protein binding. Lineage: Eukaryota; Fungi; Ascomycota; Eurotiomycetes; Eurotiales; Aspergillaceae.